Messenger RNA from Glycine soja, 2373 nucleotides. RefSeq lists its product as uncharacterized. Bases 1 to 2373 code for a protein of 790 amino acids. The transcript has 5 exons. The record is from RefSeq and is a predicted model, not a curated record. NCBI's taxonomy places the organism in Eukaryota, Viridiplantae, Streptophyta, Magnoliopsida, Fabales, Fabaceae.
AUGUGGUUUUGGCUCGCACGUUUGAAUUUUCCCCGAUUCAAUGGCAAGGGUGUCAAGAAUUGGAUCAUCCGGUGUGACACUUUCUUUUCGGUGGAUCAAACCCCUGAAGAGUACAAGGUGCGCUUGGCUGUGGUCCAUUUUGAAGGCAAAGCUCUCCAAUGGCACAGUGCGUAUGUGAAGAAUGUGGGACUCAAUAAAUUGCCCUCAUGGACUGACUAUACGAAAAUCUUGAUUGAAAGAUUUGGUGAAGUUUGCGAGGAUCCAAUGGCUGAGUUGAUGAGACUUCGACAGAAAGGCACUGUUACUGAUUAUCACACUGAAUUCGAUGCAAUUGUUUCGAGAAUUGACUUAUCUGAGGCUAAUCAAUUGAGUUGUUUUCUUGGUGGAUUGCAAAUGGAGAUUCAAAUGAUGGUCAGAAUGUUCCAACCAACCUCUGUUAUGAAAGCCUUUUCCCUAGCUAAGAUGUAUGAAAAUGCCAAUGCCAUCAGCAUGCAAGCCAAACCACUCUCUAAAACCCUCAAACCCAACCCUGUAACAAAGCCACCACUCUUACCAAACCCUCCCAAAACCUUAGAACCUAUAAAACCGACAACACAAACCACUAAACAACUCACCCCUGCCUAUAUGAGUGAAAGGAGGGCUAAGGGUCUUUGUUAUUUUUGUGAUGAACCCUUUACCCCUGUCCAUAGCCAAACUCAUAAGAAACUCCAAAUCCAUGCCAUGGAAAUAGCUGAGAAUGCUGACUCUGAUGAAGACCUAGGACCUACUGAAAACCCUCCUCAUGAAACCAAUCCGAAACCCUUGAUUUCAGUAAAUGCCCUAACUGGAGUAGCCAAGUUUCAAACCCUGAGAGUCACUGGUCAGGUAAGGAAGAAGCCCCUGCACAUUCUCAUUGAUAGUGAGAGCACCCAUAAUUUCUUAGAUAUUCAUGUAGCCAAGAAGCUAGGGUGCAAAAUUGAAGAUAUGGAUCAUGUUAGUGUCACUGUGGCUCAUGGGGCUAGAGUGCAGAUUAAUACUAUGGUGAAAGGGUUCUCUUGGCUUGUACAGAACACUACAUUCAGUUCAGAUAUCUUGCUAUUACCCUUAGGCUACUGUGAUAUGAUUCUUGGUAUCAAAUGGCUUAUUACAUUGGGGAAUAUCACAUGGAACUUUGACAAGUUAACCAUGGAGUUCACUGCUCAAGGAAAAAGACAUGUCUUGAGAGGCAAUUCUUCUAUAAAUAUUAAGAUAAUUAGGAAGCAGUGGAUACAUAAGACACUAGCUGCAGGAGUUCACAUUUCUAUGUUACAAGUAUGUGAGUCUGAAGAAGGAUUGUUGCUCCAUUCCCUGUCCACUCAUGCCACAUCUUCCUCAAUUCUUGACAGUAUUGAUAAGUUGCUACUUCAAUAUGAAGAUGUGUUUGCAGUACCUACUACUCUAUCACCUAGAAGGUCAGAUCAUGAUCACACUAUUCCUUUGGUGCAAGGAACUAACCUUAAUAACAGUAGUCCUUACAGCAGUUUUGUAGUGUUGGUUGGUAAAAAGGAUGGAAGUUGGAGGCUUUGCAUUGAUUACAGGGACCUCAACAAGGGUACAGUAAAAGAUGGGUUCCCUAUACCCUUGGUUGAUGAUCUAUUGGAUGAGCUACAUGGCUCUACUGUAUUUUCCAAAAUUGACUUGAGGUCUGGCUAUAAUCAAGUCAGAAUGGCAGAGGCAGAUGGCUUAAUGAAUUUUGUGUUUCAAGAAUACUUGAGGAGGUUCCUACUGGUCUUUUUUGACGACAUUCUGAUUUACAGCAAGAGCAUGAAGGAUCACUUGCAUCAUUUACAAACCUUCUUGUCUACCAUGAGAGCAAAUGCCUUGUUGGCUAAAAAAUCUAAGUGCUACUUUGGAGUUACUUUAGUAGAAUACUUAGGACAUUUUAUCACGGGAGAGGGAGUCUCUACUAGCCCUACUAAAGUGGAAGCAGUGAGGAACUGGCCACUUCCUCAGACCCCCAAACAGUUGAAAGGGUUUUUGGGAUUGGUAGGCUAUUAUAGAAGGUUUGUGCGGAGAUAUAGCACCAUAGCCAAACCACUAAAUGACAUGUUGAAAAAGGAUAGUUUUUCUUGGUUUGAGGAAGCCAAGCUUGCAUUUCAGUGUCUUAAGGAUCAGUUAAGUCGGACACCUGUAUUGGCCUUACCUGAUUUUACAAAGACUUUUAUAGUGGAGGUUGAUGCCUCAGGAGCGGGGGUAGGAGCUGUUCUCAUGCAAGAUCAUCAUCCUAUAGCCUUUAUAAGCAGAAGUUUGAAUGUUCAGCAACACUCCUUGUCCACCUAUGAGAAGGAGUUACUAGCUGUGGUGUUUGCUGGAAGUGAGAACCAAGCUGCUGAUGCACUUUCAAGAGUUGAAUGA